CGCAUGCGCACUCGACUGUUCAUAUGUUGUGGCAGUUUGCCUCUUGCUUCUUCAGGUAGACGGUAGGAAAAUAUUUAAUACAAUUUUAAAGACAAACGGGCAGGUGCUUGUUGCUGCUUAUUCAGGUUAAAGCUAUAAAAUACAAAUGUAUAUAAAACGUAUAUAUUUGCAGAUAGCUGUGUGUGGUGUGUGUCACUCCACACACAUAACAGCACUAGAGAUUCCAUCGCCCCAGUCCUUGCAAAGCUCCACUGGCUUGAGUACCUUGUAAAGCGCUAUACAAAUACAAAUGAUUAUUAUCAUUAAGCUAACCUCCGACCCAGUCUUUCCAGGUAAGGGCCCUCGCAUGGCGAGUGAGCAGAUCCAUGGAGGUGAUGAGGAGGCAGGAGCAGAUGGAGCAAUGCUGUGGUCCAUCCGGGAGGCCGUGGAGAGGCAGACCGUGCAGAUAGGAGCCUCGGCCUGCGGGGCCACAGCUGUGGUGGACGUGCUGAAGGCCCUCGGCGUGGAGGUGCCCCCCGAGGAAGCGGACCGCUGCGUCCGGACCCGCCUGAGGAGGAACGAGUCCCCGCUACCCGACUACCUGCUGUCCCGGAGUGAAGCAGGUGCAACUCAUUCUCAGCUCAUCCAGGGAGCACAGGAGGCCAGCAAGGGGAAGGUAGUGGGACGCUUCUUCCACUUCCACCCUCGGCGGCUGGUCGGGCUGAUCCUCUGGCUCGCACGCUGGAUCCGAAAAGGCGCUGUUCCCGUGGCGACCAUGAACAUGCAGCUGGCCGUGCCCGAGGGAGAGGAAGUGCCGGACGCCUGGCACCACCAGCUCAUAUUUGGCGUUGCACCCAAUACUGUUUUCAUGACCAACCCUUUAGAUGUCGGCAGUGAGGAGGAGGUCCACCAGAGGCUCUGCAGUGAAUCUGUGUUGCUGAUUCGUCGAGAAGAUGUCCUGCAGAGACUGACGCCGGAUUGCUGUCUGUCCGGUUUGUCUGAGAGUCGGUCCGACCCUCGGUGGAAAGCCCUGGAUGUCGAGGGUCAAGUGAGGCAGGUGGCCCUCGAAGAGGAGCAGGAGCCAGAUCGACCCGGGUCGGUGCACGUGACCAUCCCGGCGGCGUACAGCUCGGGCAUCACGCUGUUCGCCCUGCGAGAGUCCCUCUUAGGUCAAGAACUCCUCGAUGCCCCCGAACUCCCUCUCCUGUAACACUACUGCCACUCGUGCUCCUCAAGGCUUAUUUAUUGUGACAUGAAAAUGAAAAACACCUGAUUGAUCCCGGUGCUUUAGGAUCAGCAGACAUCCUCCUGAAGGGACACGACUGGAGGAGGGGUUCAAAGGGAGAGAGAGCGAGGGACAACCAAAGCCAUGAUAUAUGAUCCGUACCGAUGAUGCAGCUGUAGCACAGCCGGUCGCAGGCUGCAGACAAUGAACCGCGUAGCAGAAUGUGUUGCAGAUGUGUGCUCGUGCUGUAAAGGGACUAUAAAACCGUGCACCACAAACACCAAUUGUUGACACUUAUUGUUGAUACAUCUGUUUUCUAACCUAAACUGCACAUGCCCCCUCCUGCACCUUUAGCAGUGAGUGGCCACACAUUCAGCUGAAACAGCUGCAAAUAUUUGUCAUUUUGUCUUAACAGUUUGGUGUGAGUGCAUUAAGUUUCACGUAACGAGAGGAGCAUUCAUGCAUUCAUUUCACUGCUGUAAUUUACGAUGAUCAAGAGCUUCAGCAGACUUGACUGAGCUGAUUGCUGAUGAGCUCAUUUCAAUAAAUGUCAUAUUUAUGGGAUUAAAUAUCAA
Messenger RNA from Gasterosteus aculeatus aculeatus (three-spined stickleback), 1779 nucleotides. RefSeq lists its product as uncharacterized. The record is from RefSeq and is a predicted model, not a curated record. Lineage: Eukaryota; Metazoa; Chordata; Actinopteri; Perciformes; Gasterosteidae.